AGUGAGUAAAACUUUAAUCAGAGUCAUAGAUCGUCUCAUUCAAGCUAAAAAUGCUCUGAUUCCCUUCAAAUGCGCAUAAAUGAUCAGCUAGCGUCUAAUAUCGUCGACUUCAUCUUGCCGCCGCUGUCUCAGCCCCCAAACUAUGAUCCUCUCCCGACGCCUGUAUCUCGGAAUGUUCGCUCCGGCAUUUUGCCCAAGAGCGGCAGUGCCAGCCUUGUCGCAACCUUUCACAACCUAUCAUGAUUCUUCACCCAUUAUGCCCCAUCACCGACUCCAUCACCGAUCUUUCCAGAUAGUCCUCGAUUUCGAUGGCACAAUAACUACAAAAGAUACCAUCGAAGCCCUCGCCCAGUCUGCCGUUGCCCUCCAGUACCCAUCCCUAUCACCUUCUCAAUUUAGCCAAACUCCACCAGCCGAGAUAUGGAGCAACUGUAAAUCUCAGUAUUUGGCUGACCUCUCGGCGCACUAUGAGAAGGAAAACCAAGAACCCAGUGAUGGCGGUGUAGUCACGGGACCCGGUGGGCUGGAGAAGGAACAACGCUCCUUAGACGCGCUGAAGGAUGUCGAAUGGGCUAGCGUGAAAAGAGUGGGAGAAUCAGGUAUUUUUGAGGGACUUUCAAAGGAGUCUUUGCGAGAGAAGGGAAGGGCCGCAACAGCAGGUGACCCUCAGGAUGGAAAUGAUGGGGCGGUAGUAGUAAGGGAAGGCUUUCCAGAGUUUGUUACAUGGAUGGGGCAAAUUGAGGCUCAAUGGGGGAUUGUGAGUGUGAACUGGAGUCGGGCGUGGGUGCGAGGGGUAUUAGAUGCGGCUUUGGGAGAGGAGGGGUGGGUUUCGAGUCAAAUCGAUCUUUGCAAUCUCACGACGAACGAUAUUAACCAUUCGACGGGCAUGAUUGAAGGUUGGCGGUUAGAUAGGUUGUCUGCUAAACGCACUCACCUCCUUACAACUGCUGACAAGCUCCUCGCCCAAGACAAGAUGAUGUUGUACUGCUUCGACAUCGGCUUCAGUUCCCCGGAGCCUCUCACAGUAUACAUAGGCGAUUCACCAACAGACCUCUCUCCUCUGCUCAAUGCAGAUAUCGGCAUAAUAAUGAACUCUACAUCGUCUACUCCGGGAUCUCUUAAUGGUUUAAUCGAUAGAUGCGGCUAUAGGGUCUUACCGGUGUCUGAAUACAAGGAGUUGUAUCGCAAAGGGGAAAAUGAAAAGGUGGGCAUUUUACUGAGUGUAAAUAAUUUCACAGAGAUUAUUGAUAGUGGCAUGCUACAAGACGAGGAAUGGGACCCAACGGCAGCAAAGAAGGCCUGGAAGAAAGCAGGAUCUGAGGGUUGAGGGUGCCAUAUUUCAUCAUCUUCGACAAUUAACGCUCGAGCAAAAUGUUAUUUCGUUGAGGGAGAAUUAUGACAGGGCUUACUGGAUAUUUUGGUAUAUUCGCAAUCUUAUCAAAUUUAACACUCCAUAGAAACUUUCGGAUUUGGG
Molecule: messenger RNA, 1474 nt
Organism: Pseudogymnoascus destructans
Lineage: Eukaryota; Fungi; Ascomycota; Leotiomycetes; Thelebolales; Thelebolaceae
Exons: 2
Coding region: 143-1327 (394 amino acids)
Source: RefSeq, a predicted model, not a curated record